GUUCAGCUUCUAGUAUUAUUUCGGAAUCCUUUUUUUCUUCAUCGAAUUCCUUAUACUCGUCCUCUCUUCUUCUUUCAAUGUUCUCUCUUCUUUUGAGUCCACGGGCGGUUGGUUUUCAGGUGGCUGGUUCCCCUUAUUCGAUUCCAUCCUCGUCUUAUAUUCCGUUUCCCUUUUGUCUUCUUGGACGAAAAAGACAUCUAUCUACAGACCACUGCAUUCAGGGUUUACUUCUGCUUCCAUCGAUAUGGCUGGCUUGCUCGAUAACACGCUGCCUAUUAGCCGGUCGACUCGGCAGCCCAUCAUCAGUCCCACCCCGCGCGACGAGGAGGAUGACGAGUCCAUGCCAACACCUACACUCGAGCCUACAUCUUCGCCUAUACCUACCCAGGGUGGCGUCGAGGAUAACUCGGCUGCUGGUACGACAGUCGACUCGGUAGCCGAACCUACCCAAGGGCCGUCAGGGGCGGCAAACGACGACGACAAUGACAACGACAACGACAAUGACGACAACGAGGACGAGGACGAUGACAGAUGGCAAGGACAGGGGAGGGAGGAGAGAAAAGAUGCAAAUGAAGAGACGCAGGACGAGAAGACCCAAGGGGAACAAUCACAGUCCUCGAGUCUUACUCUCACACCGUCGGAUUCCUCCGCAGACCAACCGAGUCAGAAGCCGUCAACCAUACCACCGACAACAUUAGUCACCUCCGCUCUCCCUUUCGAAAUCAGACCAUCGUCGUCGGGACCCUCCCUUGAAGUCGGACUCACCACGCAGACAUCCGCCGACGCCGAAGACCCCACCGCCCCUCCGAACAACAGCAUUGACGUCGUCCCUUCGGAAGACGAGGAACUCAUCGUGGUACCAUCCCCAACAACGCCCCUCCCUCUCCCGCAACAGCAAACAACAGUAGCCGAUCAUCAUGCGCAUUUACUACAGCCCAUCCCUUCUUUUGGCGACAGCAGCAGCAGCAGCAGCAGCAGCAGCAGAAUCAGCGGAGGGGACGGACCAAGCACGGCGACGGGGACGGAAGCAGACUACGGCGCGGCCGCUACGGCCCUCAGCGCGCCGCCGGACGGGAGCGGCGGCAGCGGCAGCGGCAGCGGUGGGGGGAUACCUUCCGGCCUGAUGCCGGCGCUGCCCAUCUCGCUGGGCCUGGCGGGUGGGGUCCUCGUGUUGGCUGUGCUGGUGGGGACGCUGUAUAAGAGGAACGCAUGGCCUUUCCGCGGUAGGAGGCGGGAGGGAGGGGAUUUCGAGAGUGUGGUGGAGGGGGAGGAGGGGCGGGAGAUGGAGAAGCGGCAGAGGAUGAAGUGGGAUCCGAGAGUGAGUCGGGGUUGGAAUGGGAAUGUGCAUUCUUAGUACUUGGAUAUUUACUUUGUUGGCGGGGCGAGGGGAAGACAGAUGCGGUAAGGGGCUUGAUGGUUGUUCAGCAAAAAGGGGGAGUGAGUCGAGUUGUGAGUCGUGGCAGGUGUUGG
Molecule: messenger RNA, 1470 nt
Organism: Sodiomyces alkalinus F11
Lineage: Eukaryota; Fungi; Ascomycota; Sordariomycetes; Glomerellales; Plectosphaerellaceae
Exons: 1
Coding region: 245-1354 (369 amino acids)
Source: RefSeq, a predicted model, not a curated record